Messenger RNA from Guyanagaster necrorhizus, 1200 nucleotides. RefSeq lists its product as uncharacterized. Gene Ontology annotation, cellular component: nucleus. Bases 180 to 1106 code for a protein of 308 amino acids. NCBI's taxonomy places the organism in Eukaryota, Fungi, Basidiomycota, Agaricomycetes, Agaricales, Physalacriaceae. The record is from RefSeq and is a predicted model, not a curated record. Gene Ontology annotation, biological process: regulation of transcription by RNA polymerase II. The transcript has a single exon.
AGGGAAACUGAAGCACCAGCAGAAAGAGAUGGGGAUAGAGAAAGAGGUUUGAGCUGACGAUUUACCUGGAUAGGAUGGACGCUUCUACUGAGCACUGUUAUUCUUAAGAGCAACUAUAUUGACACGUGACAUCAUAGAGUCUGUCCGCCUUCACCUUCACUUGUACUACUACUACUACCAUGAUCUGGGAAUUCUAUUACCCUGAUGACUUUGACUCGACUAGUACAGAUACGACAGCCUCGACGCCCCCGUCUUUCUGCAACUCUGAGGGUGAGGGUGAGGGUGAGGACGCUCAGAGUCGACCCCGCGAUAAGAUCACUUUUAUCGACGAAACUGCCUGCUUUCUCUCCGAUCUGUCUACCUAUUCUCACACUGAUAGACGCCCGCGUCGUUCUGCCUCGUUAUCUCGGGUCAGCGAGCCCUCGGUUCACGACGAGGAUUUGCCGGAAUCUGAGUCCUCGCCCAGCAGCAAGGGCGGGGCUUCCUACGAACCUCACUUCCCCCCUGUUGUAAUUCCGUUGCCGAAGAAAUGCAAACGUCUUGAACCUCGCCUCAUCAUGUCCUCGGCUUCGUCCGAUUCCUUUCACAAAACUAUACAUCAGCCAACAUUACCUGAGAAUGAACGAAUACUUAUCAAGACAGAACGUCAAGAGAUAUCUUGUCGCCAUACUACCUCCGAGUUUAUCUAUCGUAGAGAGGUUCCUUUACGCGCUCGCGGGCGCAAUGUUCCUAGCACGUCUUUUGACGAUGAAACUCUGGCUUCCUCUCAGACUUUGCCAUCUAUCCCUUUUGGCAUCGUGGCCCCAAAAGCCCAGCUUUCCGAUUCAAGUCGCCGUUACAUCUGUACGUUUGAAGGCUGCGGGAAGCGCUUUAUUCGGGGACAACAUCUGAAGAGACACGUCAAAGGCGUUCAUCUUCGUGAGAGGCGCACGAACUUUAUCUUUACCUUGUCUUUCGACGCGCGUCCCUCACAUUUACGUUCUACAGCUUAUCGCUGCCCGUAUGAUGGAUGCAAGCAGACUUUUACGCGAAAAGAUAAUCUGAAACAGCACAUUCUUGUAUGUUACAGUCGUCCGAGACCUGGUAUAAAGACAGAAAAGAUAUAGAUAACAAUCUCUUAUUAUUUCUUAUGCUGUCCGGCCGGCCACUUGGGAAGAGAAAGAAGAAAAUACAUUGGGAAGCAAUAAGAGAUAAGAUAAG